AUGAGUGAUAAGAAAUCAAGUGAUGAAAAUUCGUUUAACAUAGAAGAUAUAAAAACAAAAAAGAAAAAAAAAAAAAAAAACGUAGAAAUUUUCUAUGAAAAUGAAUUGGAAAUAUUUUCUCCCUGCAUAGAUGUUGAGGGUAAGUUAUGUGUUAUUUCAGAUAAAGGUGAUAUUUUUAGAUAUAAAUUAAUAAAUAUACAAAAAAAUCAAGAAACUAAUGAUUCUUCAUCAUCAUCAUCUGAAGAAGAAGAAUAUGUUGAUUCCAACGAUGGUGAAAGUAUAAGAGAAAAAAAAAAAAAAAAAAAAGAAGUAGAAGAAGAAAAAUAUCUUAGUAUUGAUUUUACAACCAAAUGCUUAUGCUCAGAUAAUGAUUUUAAUUUCUAUGUAUUCAAUCCUAUAACAAGAGGAUUAAUGAUAAUAGACAAAAAUAAGAAUAUUGAAUUGUAUACUGAUGAAUACGAAGAUAAAAGUUUUACAGAAGUUAACAAUUUAGUAUAUGAUAAAAAGAAUAACAACUUAUAUUUAAUAGACUCAGGUAAUAUCAAUGAAGAGAAUAAGAGUAGCUUAUAUUAUAUAAAUAAAGAUAUUGAAACAAUGCUAUCAAUAGAUUUAGAAAAUAUAUUUUAUGCCAAUAAUAUUUGUAUAUAUCAAAAGGAUAACAUAAAUUCUAUUUAUGUUUGCUUAACUAAAGAAAAUAAAAUUUUAAGAUUGAUAAAGAAGGGAAAUUCUUACAUAAAAAGUGUCUUUUUAUAUUUAAAUGGAUGUUACUCUCCCUUAUUUAUUUGUUCCAAUAAUACUAAUUUUGUUAUUUUACUAAAGGAUUUAAGUGAAUGCGAAAAAAAAGGAAAAAUAAUAGAAAUUAAUUCUAAUGCAGAAAUAAUUAAUUCCUUUUUUAUUAAAGGAAACAAGUUUAAUGGCAUAUGUUAUGAUUAUAAUAUAAAUAGAUAUUUUUUUAUAGAAAAAAAUAUUAUCUAUAUAUAUUAA
Messenger RNA from Plasmodium gallinaceum, 984 nucleotides. Its product is annotated as conserved Plasmodium protein, unknown function. Lineage: Eukaryota; Apicomplexa; Aconoidasida; Haemosporida; Plasmodiidae. The coding region runs from base 1 to 984 and encodes 327 amino acids. The transcript has 2 exons. The record is from RefSeq and is a predicted model, not a curated record.